GCCUUCCAUAUAAUCAUGUAGAUAUACCGUCAACGUCAACGUGGAAAACACCGUCGAUCGAAAACGAUCGCGAAACGUACAUACACACUGUGCAUAAUCGAGGAAUCGAGAUCGACAUUCUUUCAGAUCCUGACCUCCAAAGAGCGACCACCCUCCAAAACCAAUACGAAACACUAUGCUGAGAACUAGGUAGCCGGUCGGCAGCGGACUAACCGAAGUAUCGGCGCGCACGAUCGCAUACGUAUAAUUCAAAUCGCGUUAGUUUCAAGGUAGCCGGCUGGAAAGGUAACAAACCAAUAAUCCUUCACCCCCUGAUAGCUGGAGGUUGGGCGACGACGAGAGGACGGAGCAGCCCUGAUCUCGAUCGACGCGGCACAAAGGGAGGAGAAAGGAAGGGGUCAACGGGUGGCAUCGCGCAGCUGCAGUCACGGUGGUCGACCGGCUAGCGGAAGGAAGGCGUCAGUGAACGGGGGAGCACGGAACCGAAAACCGCGGUGGUACUCUGCCGACAGUCAGACAGUCGCCGUCGUCGGUCGUGCUGCUGCUGCCUACGAGUUACCGCUGCCGAAGACACAGACAAGGAUAACGAGAAAGACGACGCGUGUUUGAAUAGUACGUGUGUCGGAGUCGAGGUGAACCGCUGGUGUUGUCGUGGCCAAGGUGUUUUACAGACGGAUCGACGCGAUAUAAGGCGCUUGUCAGAGGCGUUGAGGACGAGAGGGCGUGCAGGAGGGUGGGAGGGGGGAGGGGGAGGGCAGGCGACGGGGAAGGAUGUCGAUGCGCCGCCGGUGGUCGGUUUCGGGGGUUGACUCGCGCCGCGGGGGCGAUGAGCGCACUUCCCUCCGCCCUGAGACUGACCUGCUGCCGUUCCUGGCUCCUGCUUCUCAUCUGCUUCGUUUUCCUGGUAUCCGGCUGCAGCUGCGACACGCGCCCGGAUCGCCUGACCCGCAGAUUACUGGCAGGUGAUGACGUGCGCGGAUCCAGCUACGACGACGACGACGCCGACGACGACGUGUAUGACGACGACCAGGACUACCUCGAGCACAACAUCACUGCGGCGAAGGGGCAGUACCUGGGCUCGCCGUGCGAUGUCUCGUGCAAUCCGGAACUGCAGCACGUGUUCUGCGACACAGUCACUGGCUUCUGCGAGUGCGAGAAAUUCUAUCCAGUUCGUCUUGGGCCUACCAAAGGAUGUGCCAAACCUAAAAGACUCGGGGAGCAAUGUUUCUAUCGCGCGACUUGCACUUUUGCGGAUCAACACUCGACCUGCACCCAGGUGCAGCACAAUGCUGUGUGCGACUGCGAACAAGGUUACCAUAGGGUCGCCCUAUCCAGGCCUAACAAAAAGGUGUUUUGCGCCGAAGAUCUGGUGCUGAUAACGACCGAUAUUCCUACCCUGCUCUGCAUAGCAUCGGGAAUAGCGGUAUUCACAGCGAUGAUAUGCUUCGUGCUCAAGUUAUUCAGUCGUGCGAGAUACUCAAGGCCACGGCACUAUGCCAACGCCAAUCACGCGCCGCCCAUGUUGUUCUCUAGCGACACAGGUAUCCCACUGACGCUUCACGGUGGCCGACCAUCCUCGCGCUCCAGUCAGAGGAGCAGCACAGGGGGACCUUUGACCUACGCGUUCUCGAGGAGGCCAAGUAGUGGUGGUAGCCGUGGUCCACUGGUACCAGCGUCGAGAGCAGGUGCGGCACGUGCCGCCGCCAUCUUGCUUAUAUCGUGUCACCUGCAGGCGACCAAAGGCGGGAACAAGCAUCGACGUACCCUUAGCGACGUAGCUGAGGGAUCGUCCGACGGCCUCGGUUCUCGUCGCCCUAGCUUAACGUCGGUUCACAGUUCGACAUCCUCGGCCCGUAGUUAUAGCGCUCGACGACUCGAAAAGGAGAGAAACGAGAAGGAGCAACGACAGGCGUUGCAGGAACUCAGGCUGGCCAAACAGCGGGAGCAACAGCAGCAACAACAGCAACAGAUCGCCCCUACGCCUAGUCCUAGAACUCCGCACUCUAUGGACGAGCUGUUGCCAUCCGUGGAGGAAGGAAAGGAAGUGUUUUAUAACGAGCAGGUGCCGACGACAUCGAACACGACCGAAGAAACAGCAGCGAAAACAACAGCCAUUACGACAACCAACGUGAACGCGACCAGAUUCGGUGAAAUGGCUCCCGUCACGACCUCGACAACGUCCAUCUUCGAAACGAACAUCGCACCCCGUGCCACCGGUGACAUCUUUCAAGUGUAGUUAAGGACUAGAAAUAUCGACGAAUUUGUAACUCACACGUGACUCGAAUCGAAUGGUUACAAGCCAGUGAAGAGACGUUAGUAAAUUCAAUACACGAACACGUAGCAGCACAAUUCCGAAUCGUAUAAAACAAAAACAAGAAGAUAAUGUCCCGAGUUUAAGGAAAAAAGAGAAAAUAAAUAAAUAAAUAAAAUGGCUGAAAACGUCAUGCGCCUAAGAGAUAAACGGCUGAAACAAAAGGAAGUGCACGUGUAAGAUGCUCUGUCACGGACGCGGUGCUCGAAUGAGAAGAAACUGUAGACAAAAGGUACAAAGAAGAUCGCUAAAUUGUUAAAGUUGAAGUUUUGCUUGUGCCACGCGCGAAAGCCUAGAAUUUACUCUAAAAUGAUACGUUUUUAUUAAAUCUAGGUGCAAAAUGAUAUAUACCUGGACGUUAAGCCAGCUCUGAAUAUUUAAAAAAUGAGUAUAAAAACGCGAGAUCGAAUCGAAGUAAAAUCGUUCAGUGCUAAAAUACGUAAGAUUCGGGAGUAUAUGUAAAACCUGGACGUAGGUGCGGGGGAAUACGAAGUUGUACCUGAAUAUAGAGGUGCGUACCGUGUAUUUAAGGGUUCAGAAAUUUUCAGCGGAAUUCUGAUCCGGUAGCGGAGGAUUCUUUGUCCGUAAUGGUUACAAAAUUCAGAUGACAUCUUUCGGAUAAUUUACGUGCGUUAUAAAUCCCGAGAGUAUAAUUUCUAAACGACGAGAAAUUCUUCAAUCGAAUGCUACUUCUAAAUAGAAUUUCCUAAUUACGAAA
Molecule: messenger RNA, 3029 nt
Organism: Bombus pyrosoma
Lineage: Eukaryota; Metazoa; Arthropoda; Insecta; Hymenoptera; Apidae
Exons: 7
Coding region: 827-2236 (469 amino acids)
Source: RefSeq, a predicted model, not a curated record